Medioppia subpectinata is the source of this 1461-nucleotide messenger RNA. Lineage: Eukaryota; Metazoa; Arthropoda; Arachnida; Sarcoptiformes; Oppiidae. The record is from the annotation of a GenBank genome assembly.
AUGCCGAUGCAGUUGGAAAUGGUUGAAGUGUUGUCCGAUUCAGUCAUCUUGAGAUGGGUUGAAGGAUUUAACGGUGGUUUUGGUAACACUGAAUAUGUGGUCACUUAUAAUGAUGGCGAGCUGGCAAAGAUUGAGAUCAGAAGUGAUAACAAUGGCGAGUGGAGACAAUUGACAACAGUUCCCAUAAUAUCUAACCAGGAAAACGUCUAUUUGAAGUCGACCGCCGAAGAGAUAAGUGAUAUUCGAGUAAUUCUUUGUCUGCAAAGCAACGACUCGUGGUGUGGAUACGAACAUCUCGUCAAAAUGGACUCAAUAUACGCCCGCGAAACCAAAAGUCUCACAACUGACCACUUGUUGACCGUUAUUAUGAUAGCCAGUGUCAGCGCAUUGGCUGUUGUCGUAACUAUUCUGUGCUGUUGUUGGCGACGAAAAGACAAAUCCGAUAAAAAGGAUUACGAAUCGGAUUCAACGUCUGGAAGGCCUAAAGUGACGACAAUAAGCCAACCCUUUUAUGCCUCACACGAUAACAAAGGACUUAUGGCAGACGUGGACACAAGCAAAUUAUCUCCGCCUAUGUAUUCUCCAACCGGUGAUUCCCUGAAUGGACACAUUCCCCAGAAUUACUACUUAACGGGUGAGGACAACGACCCGAGUCCCGGCGCCAGCAGUGAUACGGCACAGAUUGAACUCUGGAAUAUGAUUAAGUCGGAUAUGAUGAGUGAUAAUCCCAACGACAACGGCAUUCCCUAUCAUCCGGCCUACGGUACGGCUCAGAUGCAAAUGGAUCCCAACGGUUAUCUCGGCUCAUAUGGCUAUUACCCACACGAAGGAUAUCAACCAUUAAAUGACGACAAUAUGAAUAUGAAUCGCAAGAAUAAUAUGCAAGUUGGUUAUUAUGAGGAAAUGGGUGCCAAUCCUUACGGCACAGCAAUGGGUAUGGAAAUGAUGAACGAUCCGAUCUCUAAUAUGAAUGAUCCAAAUCUAAUGCCAACUAUGGAUCCGUCAAAUAUGAAUCACAUUCCUUAUGAAGAAGAGAUGGAAUAUUCGACGAAUCGAAACGGAAGAGUCAUUAGAGAAAUAAUUGUUUAAAUUAAUUGUUAUUUUAAUAGUUUUUUUUGUAAAUUAUUGAUUGGAUUUAUUGCUCAAAAUGCCAAAGCAUUUCAUAAGAUAAUUGAGUAAAUUUAGGCCAAAAUAAGUCAAUACAACAUCAAAAUAAGACAUUAAUUGUAAAGUGAUUUAGUCGUGUAUCACAUCAUUCCAUCAUUCAUUCCAUUAGUUACCACAUUAUUAUCAUCUCAUUUGUACAUAAAAUCAUCGAAAUAAUGAUAUUUAAUAUACAAUUACAUGUAAAUCCUUGAAUGAAUUCUUAGGCAUUAUUUGCUCAUUAAAUCACAUCAAAAGACAUUUAAUGUUUUGUAUUCACUCUUCAAAUCCAUUCCAAGCCUAUAGUGUAUUAAUAUA